GUCUUCUGAAGGGAAACGUGUCAAAUGUCAGGAGAGAUCCCGCCCCCCAUGUCAGGCACCUGCAGCUGCUUUCUAAUUGGCCACAUGUACAUAUUCGGAGGAUAUGAUGACACGGGACAGACCAAUCAGCUUUACCGUGUCAACCUCCUGGAUGGGGACUACAGAUGGAAGAACGUGAAAGCUGAGAGUGGCUCUCCUCCUUCACCCAGAGAUAAGCUGUGCUGCUGGGUUUUCAACAACAGGGUCACCUACUUUGGUGGAUAUGGUCACAAGACACUUGAUGACAUCAUGGAUGACCAAAGCUUCAUCGUGGACACGGCAUCAUUGGAGCAGAACGUUGGUUGGGGAUGGAACAAUGAAGUGCACGUUUUUGAUACAACACUAGCCAGCUGGAGGGAACCACAGAGCUCUGGUCGUGCUCCUGCCCCCAGAGCUGCCCAUGCAGGUGCAACACUUGGUCAUAAAGGGUAUGUCUAUGGGGGCAGAUUACUGGAAACCACACCAAGUGACAUUCAUUGUCUAGAUCUAGAAUCAUGGACAUGGUCUGAAAUAGUGCCAACAUCCACUGUGCCAGGGGGAAGGUCGUGGCACAGCCUCACUGCAGUAUCUGAUAACACUUUGUUUCUAUUUGGUGGACUGAAUGUGGACUGCAAACCAAUGAGUGAUAGAUGGGUUUUAGAUGUUGACACAAAGACAUGGAGGGAGUUUGACCAUCCAAACAACAACAAACCAAGGUUGUGGCACACAGCAAGCCAAGCAAAGGACUCUGACGUCGUUGUGUUUGGGGGUAGUUGUGACUACGUCCUCCUAGUAGGAACGUAUGAGAAUUUGACGGGCCACAGCAACGAUGCACUUGUUUUCCAGACCCAGCCUUAUCCUCUCUUUCGGAUAUGUGUGGACUGCAUAGCAAAGAAUGUGAAUAACUUCAAGAUGCUUCAAAACCAGCUUCCAUCUCUGCCCCGGAAACUACUGGAAGCUGUACAGAGGAGAACAUCCAGAAUUAUAUAAUACAUAUAGUGCAUUCAGAAAGUAUUCAGACACGUUUCCCCCAUUUUGUUAUGUUACAGCCUUAAUCUAAAAUGGAUUAAAUUGUUUUUUCCCCCUCAUCAAUCUACACACAAUAACCCAUAAUGACAAAGCAAAAAUAGGUUUUUAGACAUUUUUGAAAAUGUAUAAAACAUAUUUUUUUGUGAAAUAUCACAUUUCCGAAAGUAUUCAGACCCUUUACUCAGUACUAUGUUAAAGUAAUUUUGGUAACGAUUACAGUCUCGAGUCUUAAUUGGGUAUGACGCUACAAGCUUGGCACACCUGUAUUUGGGGAGCUUCUCCCAUUCCUCUCUGCAGAUCCUCUCAAGCUCUGUCAGGUUGAAUGGGGAACGCCUCUGCACAGCUAUUUUCAGGUC
Messenger RNA from Oncorhynchus gorbuscha (pink salmon), 1403 nucleotides. Its product is annotated as kelch domain-containing protein 1-like. Gene Ontology annotation, molecular function: protein binding. NCBI's taxonomy places the organism in Eukaryota, Metazoa, Chordata, Actinopteri, Salmoniformes, Salmonidae. Bases 25 to 1008 code for a protein of 327 amino acids. The transcript is spliced from 11 exons. The record is from RefSeq and is a predicted model, not a curated record.